AUGCCAAUCAGCUACGUUCUUCCUAUCUUCCAGCAACAGCUACUCUCGAUCCUAUCUUCUCUACUGGAGAUUUUUCUCGACACAUUUGAAUUAGCUCGAAGGCCAAAGUGUCCAGAGCUGAUGAAUGAACCAGUAAUUUCCGAAAGUUGCGCACCUAGACGAUGGCCUGAUCGAAUACGAAGAAUUUAUCUGUUCUACCACACCCCAGAACAAGUUUACGUUGGUUUGGCGUUGGGUACCGCAACAGGACUACUGUGGUUUUUCUUUGUCCAUUUCAUACUGACACCACACUUUCUAAGCAUCUGUGAUUCAUCCUUCGGUCAAUUGCUGAUGCUCCAAGAUUUUACUCACAUUCCUAACGUGCUUUCUUACGAGUACACAAACUGGCGUGACUGGCGUCGUCGUUCAGCCGUAGCACCCUUUCGGUGCCUAGCUGCCGUGCCACCAGAAGGUUGCACGAGGGCUGGGAUACUGCCAGGUUGCCCAAGCCUAGACAGGGGAAGUCGAGAGGCAGGGGUCGGGUUCGAACCGCGGACCUUCCAGUCAGUAAAUUCGCGCUCUAACCACUUGGGCCGUCUCACCCCCCUCUCCGAGUGCAACGUCAUGCGUGCAAUCUUUUGA
Opisthorchis viverrini is the source of this 621-nucleotide messenger RNA. RefSeq lists its product as hypothetical. The coding region runs from base 1 to 621 and encodes 206 amino acids. NCBI's taxonomy places the organism in Eukaryota, Metazoa, Platyhelminthes, Trematoda, Opisthorchiida, Opisthorchiidae. The record is from RefSeq and is a predicted model, not a curated record. The transcript has 4 exons.